GGGACACCACUUUCUGCUUGUCCCCAGGCCAUUACCAUUGAAGCCGAGACUCGAGCUGAUGGCAGCAGGAGGACUACGCGCUACGACAUCGACAUGACCAAGUGCAUCUACUGCGGUUUCUGUCAGGAAGCCUGUCCGGUUGACGCCAUUGUGGAGGGUCCAAACUUUGAGUUUGCUACCGAGACUCAUGAGGAGCUGCUGUACAACAAAGAGAAGCUGCUCAACAACGGGGACCAAUGGGAGGCUGAGAUAGCAGCCAACAUACAAGCUGACUAUCUUUACAGAUAAACUGCUGCAUCAGUGACCAACCGUUUAAUAUAUGCAUUAAAGAAAUAGCUACAUUUAGCCUUACUGAUGCAAAGGUGAGUUAGGGGUAAGCGCUGCAAACACGCACAAAUUAUACGCUGCCUGGUGUAAAAUGUGACUUUACUCUACUGGACUACUUGAAUAUGGCUCACACUAAUAUUUAAUGUUGUUGUAGUAAGUGUAUAACAAACUAUUCCCAACCAAAGCCGCAGUUUUAAGACUAUACAACGAUGAUGGUAGGGUUGAACUGUGGCACUGAGCCACCCAUGUGUGAAAGUGAUGUCUAAUUGUCUUGUUAUGGUCUUGUGAGAAUACACCUCGGCCAUCAGAGAGGAAAUCAUCUUUUUAUGGAAAUAAAGAGGUCGGUUAACAUAUUCGUGUAGUCAGCUAGCCUAUUUUUUGGGUUCAUUUUGAUGAAACAACCCUAGGGAGUAAGAGCGAUCCCCAGGCCUGUGUUGUAGACACUAUUUAACCCUAUGAAGGAUUCAUCAAUGUGUCUACUGCUCCUCUUAAUCAAACACACUCACCACUCUGAAUCAGGGUCAUUUGGGACUCUUGAGACCCCCCGACUUUUUGCCAUUGUUCCAGAUUAUAAUCUUUUUUUUUUCAUCAAUCUAAAAAAACUGUUAGCCUUAGAGAUUGUUUUUAUUUUCUUCUCAAGGCUGUUUAGACACCUGUUUUAUUCAAUUAAUUGGAGGAGUAUCCAUAUUGCAUGUUUGUUUACUUAUUAAACAAUCUCACAGUC
Fundulus heteroclitus (mummichog) is the source of this 1051-nucleotide messenger RNA. RefSeq names its product NADH dehydrogenase [ubiquinone] iron-sulfur protein 8, mitochondrial-like. Gene Ontology annotation, biological process: mitochondrial electron transport, NADH to ubiquinone; mitochondrial respiratory chain complex I assembly. The annotation marks the transcript as partial. Gene Ontology annotation, molecular function: NADH dehydrogenase activity; 4 iron, 4 sulfur cluster binding. The record is from RefSeq and is a predicted model, not a curated record. Gene Ontology annotation, cellular component: membrane. Lineage: Eukaryota; Metazoa; Chordata; Actinopteri; Cyprinodontiformes; Fundulidae. The transcript is spliced from 2 exons.